This is a messenger RNA of Chinchilla lanigera (long-tailed chinchilla), 1310 nucleotides long. It is a transcript of the gene Elp5, whose product is annotated as elongator acetyltransferase complex subunit 5. The transcript is spliced from 9 exons. Gene Ontology annotation, molecular function: tRNA binding. Gene Ontology annotation, biological process: tRNA wobble uridine modification. The record is from RefSeq and is a predicted model, not a curated record. NCBI's taxonomy places the organism in Eukaryota, Metazoa, Chordata, Mammalia, Rodentia, Chinchillidae. Bases 126 to 1094 code for a protein of 322 amino acids. Gene Ontology annotation, cellular component: elongator holoenzyme complex; cytosol; nucleus.
GGUCAGAGGUCCCUUAGCCGCUGGGGACUGGGGCUGCAGCCACUGCCGCUGGAUUUCCUACUCUGACAGGCGCCAUUUUACCACCCAGAGAUUUUGCCCGCACUUAAUGGUGGGCGGAAUCCUGAAUGCCCCGCCCCGUUCACUGGAGCCGGCGGGGCCGUGACGCCAUCAGAGCGCGUCUGAGUGGGCGGGGACAGCAGUCAGAGAUGCUGGAGUCGCUGUUGGCCUUUGGCGGAUUGGUACUGCUUCGGGAUUCCAUAGAGUGGGAAGGGCGCGACUUCUUGAAGGCGCUUAUCAAGCAAUCUGCACUUUGUGGAGAGCAGAUUCACGUCCUGGGCUGCGAAAUCAGCGAGGAAGAGUUUCGAGAAGGUUUUGACUCCAAUAUUAACAGCCGAGUGGUUUACCAUGACCUCUUCAGAGACCCUCUCAAUUGGUCAAAAAAUGAGGCUUUUCCUCGGGGACCCCUGGAAGCCUUGAGAGCCAUGUGCAGGCCGACAGAUCUUAGGCCAGUCACCAUUGCUCUUGAUUCACUCAGCUGGCUGUUGCUUCAUUUUCCUUGUAGCACAGUCUGCCAGACCCUCCAUGCUCUAUGCCGUCAAGGUGACAGCUCUCCAGUAGAGCGGGUGAAUGUGCUGGGCCUGCUGCAUGAGGAGCUCCACGCUGCAGGCCCCCUUGGAGCACUGAGCAGCCUUGCUCAGAUCGAAGUGACCCUAGAUGGUACAAUGGGCCGAACCUCAGCCCAUAUCCUCUACCGGAAGCCCAGACAUCGUCCAGCUCAUCAGACUCAGUGGUUUUCCAUCCUUCCUGACUUCAGCGUGGAUCUCCAAGAGGGGUCCACCCUACAGUCUCAGCCCCACUCAGAUCCUCACACAUUACUGGUGGACCCCACAGCUCACCUGACCUUCAAUCUUCGCCUGUCCAAGAAAGAAAGAGAAACCAGAGAUAGCCUGACUCUGCCUUUCCAGUUCAGCUCUGAAAAACAACAAGCUCUGCUCUGCUCUGAGCCAAGCCAGGCUUCCAGCCACAUCUUCUAUGAGCCAGAUGCUUACGAUGACCUGGACCCAGAAGAUCCAGAUGAUGACUUGGAUAUUUGACAGUCAAAUUUAACUGGACUGUAGUGGGAGCAGGAAGGGGAAGCCUGGGCCCAGAACCAUCCUUCAGUUUGCAUUGGCCUGACCCUGUCCCUCCCCCUCCCUGCCAGUCAGGGAGCAGCAGCUGAUCACUGCCCAAAGCAGAAUGAGGGCAUAGGGUAAGACGAGAGAAUAGGAGCCCUCCCUACUUAAUAAAGUAUUUUUUAUUAUUAAAACAAA